GCAGUUUCAUUAGUAUUAAUUGCAUUAGCAUCUAUUUCAAAUCAUGAUCAGCUAUUUGAUACAUGGUAUUAUUUUACAAUUCAUUUUUUAUUAUCACUAUUGGGCAUAUUUAUAAUAUUUAGAAAAGCGGAUUCAAAAAUGUUAUUAAUAUAUAUUUUAUUAUCUAGUGGACUUUUAAUUACUGCAUCAUUUGCUUUUUUUUGGUAUUCAGGACAACAAAACAUAAUAGAUAAUACAUGUGAUUCAAAUACAAAUUGUGAAAGCGAAAAAAAUUAUUUUUAUAGAAAAAUGAUGAAAAUAUUGGCCCUCAUUAUUGUCGAAGUUAUUUCUUUACACCCAAAUAUAAGUUGGUUAAUUAAACUUCAAAAAAUCGAAAGAAAAAAAGAUAAUAUAAUAAAUUUACAAAACAAUAAUAGCAAUAACAAUAGUGAAACAAUAAUUACAACCUCUGAAACCCUUCAAGAAAACAACCUAAAUGAUAAUAACAAUAACAAUAAUAUUGAUAGUAAUUCCGAAUUUAAAAAAGUAGAUUUAAAUAAAUAA
Messenger RNA from Dictyostelium purpureum, 543 nucleotides. RefSeq lists its product as uncharacterized. The record is from RefSeq and is a predicted model, not a curated record. NCBI's taxonomy places the organism in Eukaryota, Evosea, Eumycetozoa, Dictyosteliales, Dictyosteliaceae. The transcript is spliced from 2 exons. The annotation marks the transcript as partial.